ACUGAGCCAGAAGCGUCAAAACCGGUGCACCUGGAACCAGCCACCUUGCCACUCGGAGAACAAGUAGAGGUUAUCGUCAGCCACGCCACAAACCCACUAGAACUCUUCCUCCAGCAAACUUCCUCGCAAACCGCUUUAGAACACCUCCAAGCCGAGCUCCAGAAACGCUGUGGCACCGGCGACGCCGACCAAGAUCUCAACGAGGGCGCAGUCUGCGCUGCGCUGUUUCCAGAAGACAACCAGUGGUACCGUGCACGCGUGACUGCUUGUCACAGUGCCCAGUGCACGGUGUACUUUACGGUGUACUUUGUAGACUACGGUAACAGCGCCACUGUGACGGCGUCAAACACCCGUCCACUCCCCGCGGGGUGUACGCUUCUGGCGGAGCAGGCAGUUCGGUGCGGGCUGCACGGUCUCAAGCCUCCGGCCAGUGGAGGUGGCACCUGGAGUGACGGUGCAAUUUUGGAGCUUGCAACGAUGCUUACGGGUCGUCUGCUGGCCAAGGCAGUUGAGCUCAGUGACGGCGUUCACAAGGUGGAGCUUCGCAGAAAUGGUGGACAAGAUUUUGCGGGGAUCCUGGUGUCCAAAGGCUUGGCAGAGAGCACCAUUUCUCCGGCGGUAGCUCCGCGCACCAGGGGACUGGAUCCCGUGCGGCUACAAGCCGUACUGAAUCCGCAGGCUAAGUCGAAGCAGCAGCCGCAGCCCGAUCCACAGCCGAAGCCACAGUCGAACCGACGGUUUCGCGUUUCUUCGAUCCUAGAACUUGUCAAGCCUGGCGAGGAGUUGACGUUGCAGGUGAUGGUGUCGAGGAACAACGAGGUGUGGGUGUUGGUCAUGCACCCAGAGGGAGCGCUGGAGCUUGCAAGUCUUGAACAGGAGCUGAACGAACAGUGUCCCAAGAUGGCCCGGGGUUCCUCGUACACGUUCGCCAGUGGGGACUACGUGGCAUCCAAGUCGCUAGAAGACGGGCGUUGGUACCGUGCUCACGUGACAAGCACCAACCCAGCGUGCCGCUGGGUCCGGUACAUAGACUACGGAAACGACGAACUCAACACCAGCGUGGUUCCUCUCGACGAGAAACACCUCAAGGUGGCAGCGAUGUCUGCACGUCUCGAAGUCGGAGAUUGUACCGGUCCUUCCUUAGGUUCUUCCCUGACCUUUGUGGUUGAGUCGUCUGCUGGCGGCGGCGUGCUUUGUGGAAAGCUGGUCUGCGAUGACGGUCGAAGGUUGCUCGGAUCCGCAACACUGUCUCCUUGGGACUGCGGACUGGCUGCGGCUGCAGUUGGGACUGCGGCUCGGGUCGGAUCCCCAACUUCGGCUGGAUCCAUGGCUGGCAAGUCGGAAGGAGCCGAUCCGGCGGUCAAGCGUGUGACAAAGACGGAUGCCAAGUUGGCUGUGGAAGUUGCUCCUACGAAAAAACUCGUCGUUGCCUCGUCGGUUUCCCCCCGCUCGGAAGCCAGGGUGCUCUGCUUGCACCAAUGCAAGAUUCCACCGACCAAGCGUCCCAUGAUUCCCACCUGGAAGACGGAGAAGCUGCUCUACCUUCAGCGGUGCGACCUGCAGCGCGACCUGCAGGCCAUGAUGGCGGAGCUCAACUCCUGGGUGCAGAGGACCCCCCACCACACGCCCGACCCACUCUCUGUGGGAGACUAUGUGUGCGCUCUAUACAGCGGCGACAAGACGUGGUACAGGGGACAGGUCCUGAGCGAGCGGUCCGAGGAAGGCGCCUACGCGGUGUCGUUCGUCGACUACGGCAACAGCGAGACGGUGCCGGCAGCGUCCCUGCGACCUCUGCCACCUCGUUUCGCCGAGUGGCCGGUGUUUGCGGUGGCCGUGGUGCCACGAGGGGUGGACCUUGCCCACCCCCGCCUGGAAGAGGUCCUGACCGAAAGGCCCUUUGCCGCCGUAGAGGUUGGGUCUGACGGAGAAGUGCCCCUGGUGCAGCUGGUGCGCAAGGACGGCUCCUGCAUUGGGGACCUCCUCUCUGCGACGGCUGGGGCUAAGGAGCCCUCAAAGACCUCAAAGAAAGCGUUCGAAGAACGUCCACUCCCACCAGGCCGCAGUCCGGCAACUAUCACCCACGUCUCGACUGCCAACGGACGUUUCUACCUCCAGCAGUUGAGCACAGCCUCUUCACUCGCGACUCUCACGAAAGAACUGGACGCCAGCGUUGCGAGAGCACCGGCAAUAUCGCCGUCUGCACUAUCGGUCGGAGACGUCCUUUGUGCGCGGUACGCAGCAGACGGACUCUGGUACCGUGCCACCCUGGUUGGCCUUUCGGACGACUCCAACGCGUCCUUGAAGGUUCAUUUUGUGGACUUUGGGAACACCGAGAAUGUUGUACGGGCGGACGUCAGAGCCCUGCCGGAGAGGUUUCAGAACACAUCUUCGUUUGCGAACUGCGUCCUUCUACACGGCGUGAAGUCGGUGGGGAAAGAGUAUGCGGAAGAGCUGACUGGUGCCAAAGUGUCGGUUGAAGUGGUAGACGGCUCGUGCCACCCACCGAAGGUGUCUUUGUUUGCCAACGGGGUGUGCCUCAACGAGCUGAUCGAGUGAGUGACGAGCAUUGGGUGAAGUUGAAGCGCAACUAUUUUGGUCACCAGGAGUGUUAUUACAAGAGCUAUAUAUUUUCUUACAUUCUAUAAAGCAUUUUGUUCACCUGUUUGAGAGAGUUCAAUAAACGGUGCUCAGCAUUGGUGCACCUAGUAAGUUAUGCCUGUUUAA
Ixodes scapularis (black-legged tick) is the source of this 2724-nucleotide messenger RNA. RefSeq names its product tudor domain-containing protein 1-like. The transcript is spliced from 7 exons. The record is from RefSeq and is a predicted model, not a curated record. Lineage: Eukaryota; Metazoa; Arthropoda; Arachnida; Ixodida; Ixodidae. Bases 478 to 2556 code for a protein of 692 amino acids.